Microthlaspi erraticum is the source of this 2037-nucleotide messenger RNA. Lineage: Eukaryota; Viridiplantae; Streptophyta; Magnoliopsida; Brassicales; Brassicaceae. The record is from the annotation of a GenBank genome assembly.
AUGCUUUCUUUUCUCAUGAAAACAGCAGAUGCAACUAAGCGUUUUGAUGAACUAAUGAGAGACACGGUUGAUGAUAACGAGAGCGAUGAGCUUGUUCACCGGAAGAUAAGACUGAUGAUGGGAUUCUCGACGACGGGGUGUGAUGGGAUUGACGACAAAGUAAUGAAACAAGGACAGACUCUUUGGGAUGAUUAUUCUGACGAUGAUAGCAUGACAGACCUCCGCAUCAUUAAGAGGAUAAUAUGGAAUUACCUGCAAGAUAAUACGGAAUUUCCUGCAAGUAAGAGUGUUAUAGAGGACGGUUUGAAGACAAGGAUCGAGUCAGGAGACAAUGAUCCAGCUUUAAGCGCCAGUGGCGCUGUUUUGAAGGAAAAGAUGGGCAAAUGUGGAGGCUGUGACGGAUCAGAGUUUGAUGUGGAUGCUGAUGGAUCAUUUCGUUUUUACAUUCUUGACGCUUACGAGGUGGAUUUAGGCGUAAUAUGUCUGUUUGGCAAGGUUAAAAUGGGAGAUGCUUACAAGAGUUGCUGUGUGGUAGUUAAGAGUUCCCUGAGAUGUGUUUAUGCUAUUCCAAAUGAUUCCAUAUUUCCACCUCAAGAAGUAAUCAUGCUUGAGCAAGAGGUGAAAGACUCUCGACUCUCUCCUGAUUCCUUCCGCGACAAGUUACAUUUUUUGGCCGUGUCUUCUCAGGAAAUGGCAUCAAAACUGAAGAACGAAGUUUCUCAUAAACUCUUCUUACUAUUUAAAGUCACAGAUAUUAGCAUGACGCCUGUCAAGAGAAACUUUGCUUUUGAGAGGCCUGAUGUGCCUGCUGGAGAACAAUAUGUAUUGAAGAUAAAAUAUCCAUUUGUGCAUCCUCCACUUCGAGAAGAUCUUAAAGGGGAGUCUUUUCGCGCUUUGCACGGGUGUAAUACAAGUGCUUUGGAGCUUUUUAUCCGUAAAAAGAAGAUCAUGGGACCUUGUUGGCUCAAAAUUUCAGACUUCUCUCCCUAUACGCCUUCUGAACGAGCGAGCUGGUGCAAGUUUGAGGUUACUGUUGAAUCUCCCGAGGCUAUCACUGUUUUAGACUCGGAGGAGGAAAUGGAUCAUCCUCCUAUUCUCGUUACAGCCAUAAAUUUAAAGACUAUGUUCAAUGAAAAACAGAACACCAGCGAAAUUGUUUCUGCUUCUGCUGUCUGCUUUCACAACGCCAAGAUUGAUGUUCCAAUGCCAGUUACAGAAAGAAAGAGAUGUGGUGUUGUGAGUCAUUUCACUGUUGUUAGGAAUCCUGAAGGAACCUGUUAUCCAACUGGUUGGCUAGAAGAAGUGGCUGACAGCCGCAGAGUUUUGUUUUCUCAAAAAAGUGAAAGGGAAUUGCUGAUCCAAUUGUUUAUAGAGUUGUUCAGAUUAGAAAGUGAUGUUUUUGUGGGACGUAAUAUAUCAGGUUUUGAUCUGGACGUCCUUGUUCAAAGAUCCCAUGCUUGCCAAGUUCCCAUUCUCAGUUGGUCCAAAAUUGGCCGUCGCAACGGCUUUUACAUGCCUGAGAUUGAAGGGAACAGUAGUUUUGGGGCAGGAGGGCUCAAGUCCUGCAUGGCCGGAAGACUCUUGUGUGAUACAAAUCUAUGUUCUCGUGACUUGUUGAACACGCAUCAGGUCAGUUAUUCGUUAACAGACUUUUCAAAGACACAUCUGAACCUGGACAGGAAAGAGAUAACGCCUAGUGACAUUCCCAAAAUGUUUCAGUCAUCCAAAACGCAUCUGGAACUUAUUGAAUGUGGUGAGAACGAUGCAUGGUUAUGCAUGAAACUCAUGUUUCAUCUAAGUGCUCUUCCUCUCACUCUCCAGCUUACUAACAUGAGUGGCAAUCUUUGGGGGAAAACUCUUCAGAUAUCGAGACCGGUUCCUCCUAUGCAAUCGUUCGACACUCCACCACUUACGGGUGCAACAGGAGCAGCCCUAGGAACAGGAGCUACCGACGCUGCGCAAGCGAUUGGAGGCUAUGGAGCUCUUGCUCGCGCGACUUCCAGGAGUAGCUCCUCCAAUCACCAAAAGUGCUCCUAA